AUGGCCAUUUGGGAGCAACUGGAAGUAUCAAAAGCUCACGUUGCGUAUGCGUGUGUUGGUGUUUUCUCAUCUAUCUUUUCUUUAGUGUCUUUAUUCGUGAAGGAGAAACUUUAUAUUGGUGAGUCUACUGUUGCAGGGAUAUUUGGACUUAUCGUUGGGCCUCACUGUUUGAACUGGUUCAAUCCUCUAUCAUGGGGUCAUUCCGAUAGUAUAACUUUAGAAAUUACCAGGAUCGUUUUAUGUUUACAGAUUUUUGCUGUGGCCGUCGAGCUGCCCAGAAAGUACAUGUGGAAACAUUGGUACUCUGUUGCAUUGCUGCUACUUCCCGUGAUGACGUCGGGGUGGUUGAUAAUAGGUUUAUUCGUUUGGAUAGUGAUGCCAGCGUUGAAUUUUGCUGAUAGUUUGUUGGUAUCUUCCUGCAUCACAGCAACGGAUCCUAUCUUGGCUCAAUCUGUCGUGUCCGGUAAAUUUGCGCAAAGAGUUCCUGGCCAUUUAAGAAACCUACUAUCUGCCGAAUCGGGGUGUAAUGAUGGGAUGGCAUUUCCUUUUAUUUACCUAUCUUUAAACCUGAUCAUUCACGCUGGUAAUGGUAGGGAAAUUGUCAAAGACUGGAUUUGUGUUACCAUCCUUUAUGAAUGCAUUUUCGGUUGUUUCUUAGGUGUCGUCAUAGGAUACCUUGGUAAAGUUUGUAUCAAAUAUGCCGAAAAGAGUGGAAUCAUCGAUCGCGAAUCGUUUUUAGCAUUUUACGUGGUUUUGGCAUUUAUGUGCGCGGGAUUUGGUUCAUUGCUUGGUGUUGAUGAUUUGCUAGUCUCUUUUGCUGCUGGUACAGCCUUUUCCUGGGACGGUUGGUUUUCAGAGAAAACUCAUGAUAGUAAUAUAUCUACUGUGAUAGAUGUUUUACUAAACUAUGCAUAUUUCAUUUAUUUUGGCGCAAUCAUUCCUUGGGAACAAUUUAAUAAUCCUGCAAUCGGAACUAAUAUUUGGAGAUUGAUUAUUCUUUCUUUUGUUGUCAUUUUCUUAAGAAGAAUACCCGCAAUUUUAAUUUUGAAACCAUUUAUACCAGAUAUAAAAUCCUGGCGUGAAGCGAUGUUUGUUGGGCACUUUGGACCAAUUGGUGUUGGUGCAAUUUUUGCUGCCAUAUUGGCCCGAAGUGAAUUAGAACUAAGCGUCAAUAACGAAGAGACUCCGCUUAGUGACCUACCGGAAGAAGGGUCACCUCAUUGGAAACUUAUCGCAUGUUUAUGGCCUAUGACCUCUUUUUUCAUUGUAACUUCUAUUAUUGUUCAUGGUUCAUCGGUUGCUAUUAUCACCCUCGGUCGCCAUUUGAAUACAAUUACUUUGACCAAGACAUUUACAACACAUACAACCAAUGGCAAUGGUAAAAGUUCUUGGAUGCAAAGAUUACCUUCAUUGGAUAAAACUGGAAGGUCUUUUUCCUUACAACGUGUCGAUACAGAAGCACCAUCUGUUUCUGGUGUUCAUGAAAAGGUUGAAACAAGUGGAACUCCUGCCAAACCUGCUGGUGGCAUGAGAAGACGUAAACAUAAGAAAAGACAUAGAAAGAGAAGAGAACUCUUCGGCGUUUUAUCUAAAAGUGGUACAAAGGAUCAUGAAGAUUAUGAUGAAGAACUUAAUGACUUGGGUAGAGAGAGACUACAACGCGAAAAGGAGGCCAGAGCUGCCACAUUUGCUUUAAGUACCGCUAAGGGAGGAGAGGGCGAAAGUGAAGAAGAUGAAGAGGCAGCUCUUGACAAAUCUGAACAGCAAACAUCAAGUGAGAAUACUCAAGAGACACUGAAUGUAAUGGAUGGUCGUACAACUGCACAUAUCAUACAUGGAUUGGAUUCCUUUGCAACAAAUACUGGAAAUCCCGAUUUGCAGGAUAUUGAGGAUGAGGUUGACGAAAAGGAGUAUAAAGAGCAUGGGCACGAGCAAGAUUUAGAGAAAACUGCUUCGGAAGGUAACGAACAUAAAGAUUGGGAAAACGAAUCAAAGAGCUCAACCGAAUCUGAGAGAGCCGAGAGACUGCGAAAGAGAGAACAACAAGCACAUAUCGCCUAUCAAGAAAAUAAUAAGAUUAUUAUUGAAAAUAAAGACGGUGAAAUUAUAGAUCAAGCACAAUUUGACAAACCUCCAAAGGACGAAGAGGCAAGUAUUUCGUCCAGUCUGUCCAGAACUUUGAGUGAAAAAUCUGCCCACAGUCUAAGGAAUCUUCAAAAGAUAGUUACUCCACCAAACUUUAUCAAAAUGCAUGGUCUUGUAGAUGCAGAUCGCAAUAACAAAUAUUAUGCAUACAAGAUUGACAAUUUGUUAAUUAUAGAAGAUGAAGAGGGUGAAGUUUUACGGCGUUACAAAAUUAAUACUCAUGCGGACAAAACAAAGAACUUUGCCAGAGAGAGAAGCGGUAGCGUUGUUUCGAAGGCUUUAUCAGCAGUUGGGCUGAAAGCAAAACCACAACCAAGCAAUCCUAGCAGUGCUGAAACGCAAACAGAUGAUUUAAAAAAAAUGGUGCGAAAUUUAACUCCUGCACCAAAAAACAGGCAUUCAUUAUCAGAAGAUGACGAAGAAGAAGAUGAAGAGGAAGACGAGGACGAAGAAGAAGAAGAUGGAGAUGAACAAUAUGAAGAUGACACUGAUCAAUAUGAGGAUGAUUCUGAAUAUUCAGGUGAUCGUGACAGUUAUGAUGAGGAAAGCGGUGAUUUAGCAAAUAGCGUAUUAGGAUAUUCUGGAGAAGAAGAACCUGAAACAGCAAUAGAGAGGGAAAGAAGAUUAAAUGCACUUGGCCAAUUUUCUGCUCCGAGAGAUGACGAUGACGAAGAAGAGUUCCCAAAAACCUCCGAAGCCCAUCACAAUGCAGGAUCAAAUGCUGCAAGGAAAAUGAAAACCACAAUCGGCAAGACUUUUCAUCUUAAAUAG
Zygotorulaspora mrakii is the source of this 2916-nucleotide messenger RNA. RefSeq names its product Nha1p (gene NHA1). Gene Ontology annotation, molecular function: potassium ion transmembrane transporter activity; sodium:proton antiporter activity. Gene Ontology annotation, cellular component: plasma membrane. The coding region runs from base 1 to 2916 and encodes 971 amino acids. The transcript has a single exon. NCBI's taxonomy places the organism in Eukaryota, Fungi, Ascomycota, Saccharomycetes, Saccharomycetales, Saccharomycetaceae. The record is from RefSeq and is a predicted model, not a curated record. Gene Ontology annotation, biological process: proton export across plasma membrane; sodium ion export across plasma membrane; intracellular potassium ion homeostasis.